Messenger RNA from Ectocarpus siliculosus, 483 nucleotides. The record is from the annotation of a GenBank genome assembly. NCBI's taxonomy places the organism in Eukaryota, Phaeophyceae, Ectocarpales, Ectocarpaceae.
GAGCCUUGACACAGGCGACCAGAGGCCACAGCGUGCCAAGACGAAUAGCGAUUAGACUGAUGGCAUUCCUUUCGUAACCAAGGCAACAGGCUACUAUCUCUAGAUGCUCGGACUUGGGGCACGGCAGCCGCCGCAGCUAACCCGCCGCACUUGUGCUGCUAAGAGCGGCAAGACGAGCUUCUACACGGCGCGCGCGGACAAGAGAGAGCGACAUGCCGGCAGCAGUUUCUGUGGAGACGGCCAUGAGCGGGCUCGGUACCGUCAUGUUCUCGAAGGUUCUAGGGCCAUCCAAGCAAGGCAUUUCCCGGGUCGGAGGGCGAGACCAUGCAGAGCGUGAGCUUCGACCAGGUCGACUGAUGCAAGCGCACCGCCAUAUAUUUCAGGUUCUAGCUUCAUGCAGUUCGGCUAAAAUACGCAUGGGCUAUCCCCUCCGCCGAGAGUAUUGAUCAGCAGGACGACGCUAAGCGCUGCCUCAAGCCGUGC